Varroa destructor (honeybee mite) is the source of this 3203-nucleotide messenger RNA. RefSeq lists its product as uncharacterized. Gene Ontology annotation, cellular component: cytoplasm; ubiquitin ligase complex. NCBI's taxonomy places the organism in Eukaryota, Metazoa, Arthropoda, Arachnida, Mesostigmata, Varroidae. The record is from RefSeq and is a predicted model, not a curated record. Gene Ontology annotation, molecular function: protein binding.
CUCCGUCCGUUCACUCGUUCGACCCCGGUAAUAGAUAUAUAGGAGAUCGACAUGCUAUUCUCCUAAUCGCCUGGCUGGGUCAGCCCAGCCAUCGUGUGUGCCGCUGUAUGAUUGAUACAUUGACUCCAGUUGAAGUAUUCCUAGAAUCCUUGCGCGUGACUCGGCUGUCGCUCACAUCAAAAAGCUGGUACCUGAAUUAUAUUUGUGAGUUUGUUAACAAAGUAAGGGCGAUGUACUCGAUCCGUCUUACAAAUCGAAAAAUGGCUGUAGGAGAUCGCUUGCUCCAAGUGGCAUUGGACGCUGAUGGACUUCUUCCAAGUGACUUUUGCCUUGUUGCGGGCAAGGAUGGCGGUCGACGUGCUGUGCAUUCGUUUGUGUUGGCUGAUGCCUCGGACUAUUUUCGUACAUUGGUAAGCAAUAGUGAGUUUAUCGAGUCACGACGUCGAGAAGCCGAAUUGCCAGUUGACUCGGAAACUCUCAAGCUUAUGCUUGAUUGGGUCUACACAAGAAACGAAAUGGUGAUGAGUGUCGACCAAGCCGUUCCUUUGUACAUCGCUGCUCAACAGUUCCUUCUUGAAGAUCUCUCUCGGCCACUUAGAGAGUUCCUACUUGAAGGUGUGGCCGUUCUAUCGUUUCUUGGGUCGGACGUUUUUCUCAACUUCACCCAACUUGAUAUUAUGAGCCUCGCCGAUGUUCUAUUAGCCGAAGAAAUGCGGCCAUUUCGGCCAAACGUAUUGAAACAUUUGCACCGUUGGGUUACGCAUGAUCCGAGCCGUCGAAUGGAUUCCAUAUUUAAAGUCUACGAUGAGCUGGCGCGGGGCGAUGAAGCUGAAUCAAACAUGUACCUUUUUGGGGCAUGGUCGGUCGAGUCAAUGGACUCUUCGCAGGUUUUGUGUUUUCGUUUCUCCAACGAUCGAUUCGAAGAGCACACACUUAUGGCCCCUAACUCACAUUUAGCCGUUUGGUAUGGCCACUUGCCGGACAAUCUGUGCUUCAUGCAGGAUGGUCAUCUUACAGUAUUGGACGACUCCAAGGUGAAAGUGAUCGACUGCUCCACUGGGCGCAUCCUUCGUGAACUAGCUACACCGCUGGACUAUGGGGAUCGAGGUGAUGUUGGACUAGCGCAUUUUCAACGAGACCUCUUCCUCUGGAUAGGGCUGGAAAUAUUUGUACUACAGGACGAUGGUACGUUUAUGGGGAUUGCCAUGUCGCGGGAAAAGAUUCGCCGGAUGUAUAUAAGACGAUACAAGCCUGGUCUUCUAGAUUUCAUUAUGCAAGCUGAGGUCAAAUUAAAUGAUAAUGAGCAGCCCAUCUACGGUACAAAUCCCAUAAUUGAGAGUCUACGAGAUCAAUGGACCGUUGUCGAGCCGGGAUCACUUGAUUUGCUACUACUUGGUGUCUGCGGAGGUAAAGCAAUCAUAUAUCGAGCUGGAGAGGUGCUUAUUAAAACAGGCACCGAAUUGCUGGGUUCGAUACCAGUUCCUCUGCUCAAAAACGGUCACUCUAUUGCGUAUUCUAAUGGGCAGGUCCUUAUUGCUGGGCCGGCUACUGUCGAGGUGAUUGAUCUUCAAACCUUCAAUAGAAGGAGCAUUCCCUUUUUGGGACCCCGAUACGCCAACCGAAUUCGUGUGGAGACGAUUACUGCACUACCAGGAGACUUGAACCAGGAUUCAGCACGACGAACUUUCGGUAAAUGCUGCCGAAAGGCAUUGGCUGACGAAAUGAAACGAAGUUGAGCCUUGAAUGAGUUUUGAUGGUACUUUUUUAAAAACGCUAAACAAAAUUAAGCGUAUAAUAUAGGCGCUAAUUAAUUCUAAAUUCGUUUUUCAAUAAUCGGUUUUAAGGAACUAUUAACUGAAGUGACUUACGUAUACAUAUAUUAUAUACGAGGUACUUCUAUUAGUAAUAAAUUAUUAAAAAAGUAUUAGUUCAUUAAAUAUUUAUAAUUGCCUUUAUAAUCCUGUUUUUCGGCUUAUACUCGCAACAUUAUAGAUAUAUAGUAGUCUCUCUAGAUUUUGUCUGUUUUUCGCAAGUUUUUCCAGGAGGCUGACUUGGGACUACUUAUGCUGAAAGCCUUCUCCUGGAUGACUGCCGUAGUAAUAGUUCGUACUCUUACUAAAACUAACAAGGUUAUACAAUUGAAAAUGCCAUUAGAUUUCCGUUUCAUGCAGCUCCCCUACUAAACCUUGAGCUAGUACUUAUUGAGCACAAAAGUCCACCUUUCUUUGAUCAAUUUUUAGAAUUACCUAUACAUGAUAAAAUAAAAAACAGAUAAAGAUAAUAUAAAAGUGACCGUUUCGUAACCGGUAAAAGUGCACACAGUAGUGCACGCUUUUCGAGCACACCUUCUGAUUCAACAUAGAUUUUUGCAUAAUUUUAACAGGUGAGUUGCCUUUAGCAAUAACCUGUCAGACGAUUUUAAGCACAGUCGGGAAUAUUCACUGCAGACUGGUUAUCCGUUGACGCGCCUCUAAGUAUUUCACAAAGUGCGAUUCUUUCGCGGGGUUAUUGUUUUUGUCUCUCGAGAAUGGUAUCCUGACAAAUUCUUUGUCUAGGUCAUGACAAUUACCGCGAAUUGCGCGUCAUUCGACCAUUGACGUGUAAUUCUGUUUUGAUUAGUUAGAUGUAAAUUAAUUUUCAGGGAGCGCUGUAAGGCAGCAUAAAAGUGAAAAGAAUCGCAAACAGUUAUUAACAGUGCUUCCCAUCUUCUUACAUUAAAAAAUACAUAAUGGUAAAGAAUUUUUUUUAAUCAUUAAUUACAAAAACGCACACGCUCAGCAAAAAGACGCCUUUGUUAAGGACUCAUUGUACCUAACUUCAAAUAUAUUUUGCCAGUUAUUCAUAACGGCAGCUUCCCAGAUUCCACUUGGCUAUGUGCAUGAGUAGAGACGAAGCUCUUAACAUCCGAAUGUCAUAUUCAUACUUUUAGAUAGCAGAAGUUUAUUUUUAAUUUGCGUUGAGUUGCUUGCGAGAAUGAGUUUAUCAUGGCAAAUAUAGAGACAAGCGUGACAAAUUAAUAUCGGCAAACUCCGAUGUCGCAUUUAUGGCUAUGCACCACAAAAUCAUAAACAGACACCGUCGAUAGCAAUGCAAGGGAUCGUUGGUGUCAAAAGUAACCCGGUGACGAAUUAAAUGGUAGAAUAGUUGUAAAUAAGUAAAAUUUUUACCAAUCAACUUGUGUAAAUAAAGAAAGGAAUGAAACG